UGACGGGUUUGUGGGCCAAAACCUCAAAACUCCAUUGGCUUCGAUGGCGACUGGGGGCGACGCGGCUGCGUUGACCGCCUCCAGCAUCAACCAGGAGCAACUUCUACAUGAGCUGGAGAGCAAAUAUCUGAGUCUCAAGAGCAACUUCUCGCUGGCGGAAAGCGAGCGUCAGGCUCUUGCAGCGGACAAGAAGGCAGCACUGGAGGAGGCCGAGCGUGCAACCAAGCUCGUAGUCGAGCGUGAGGAGGAGACGCGUCAACUGAAGCAGCAGGUGCUACAGCUAACGACAGAGAAAGAUGCACUCAGCUUUAAGCUGCAGACAGCCACGUCGCUAGCCGAACGCCGCCUCACGGAGGUGGAGGAGCUGCAGACUACAGUUAGAGAGCACAACCGUCUGCUCGUAGACGCCCAGCGUCAGGAGAUGCAGGCACUCGAGCGUGCAGCCAAGCAGGAGGCUCAAGUAGCUCCUCUAACCCACGCUCUAGCCAGAGCCAAGAAGGAGACAGAGGCAGCCCAGCAACACUCGCAAUGGCUCGAGACGCAGCUCAGCGAGAAGACCAAGACGGUACAAGAGCUGCGUCUGGAUCUAGCCAAGCACACGCACGACCUGGAGGAGCUCAAGAUCCGCAGCACGGAGGAGCUCACGUCGGCCAAGCGCCAGCUUGAGAGCGCGCGACUAGCCAAUAAGAAGAUGGAAAGUGCUUUGAUCAAGAGCAAGGAAGCACUGAAGGAGCUGCAGGCUUCCAAGGUGCACGACGAGGAGGCGCUUCAGAACGAGCUGAGUGCGCAGCGCCGUCUUGCCACUUUGUACCAGGAAUCGGCCGCUGACGCCUCUGCGCGCGUGAUGGAACUGCAGACGCUGUGUGACUCACUACGUAAGUCUCUUACGGACUCGGAACAGGCCCUGGCUCGUGAGACGGAGCGCACGAAGGAACAAGUGGAGCAUUUGUUCCGUGAGCAGGCUGAGACUUCGGAGGCACGCAUCCAGGCCUUGCAGGACGAUCUGCAGACUGCUGAGCAGAAGAUUCAAGAGCUGGAGAAGAAGAAAAUCUUUUCUCUCCAGACAGCCAGUGCUGUGGCCGAGUUGUCCUCCGCAGCAGGUGAAGCUCACUUGGCAGCCCAUGGUCUGACCCCCAAGCAGAUGUACGACCACAUCGUGGAGCUGGAGGAAACGCUGCAGGCAGAGCGCAGUGAGAAGGACAAGCUGCAGCUGUACAUGGACCGCAUUGUGAAGGAAGUGCAGGAGAAGGCGCCAGUUCUCAUGGGUCUACGUCUGGAUCACGAACGUACUGUGGCCAGUCACACUCAACUGAGCGAGCGAUUGGAGCACUGUAUGCAGGAGUUGGCAAAGAGCAAAAGCCACGAACAACAGGCCUGGAAUGAGAAGACUGCGUUUGAGAAGAAGUGCGAGUCGCUGGCUCAGACCGUGGAUGAUCUAUCACGACAGGUGCAGCACCUUCUUUUCCGCUCUCAAGAUCAGCACCAGCAGGUGGGCAACUUUGGAGCAGGUGACGUUGGAUCGGAGAACCUGGUGGUCUUCAAGGACGUGGAGGAGCUGCAGGUGCGCAACCAGCAGUUGCUGGCUGUGAUUCGCGAGCUCACGGAGAUGAACAAGACUAAGACCGGCGACAAGUUGAGUGAUGCUGUGAGUGAAGCUGAGUCUACGUCCUCGUCGGCGCAUCUGAUUAUCACUGGCGACUCAGACGAAGAACUGGACCAAAUCGGAGCUUCCAAUGUGAUCAAGAAGCGCUUGUCCAUGGCUUGUAAGGAGAUCCAAGAACUGCGUACUGAACGUGAACAGGAACGCGAGAUGAUCACAGCUAUCGUGAAGCAGCGCGACAUGUACCGCGUGUUGUUGGCUCAGUCGGACACGAAGUUCCUGGAUGGCAACGCUCCAAUUGGAGGUCAAGAGAGUGCUACACCGGUGGAGAGACCUCACAACCGUCGCGGAUCUCUUGAUAUCAUCGAGAGCAGGAAGCUUCGUGAGGUUCAGAUGGAGUUUGAGGACUACAAGAAGGAGAAGCAGGUCAACCUCAAGAUGCUGCAGGAAGCUCUGGACCAAGAGCGCGCCAAGAGCUCCGAGUCCAGACUAGCACAGAUGCAGGCUCAGGUGGAAGCCACAUGCAAUAAGGAGCGCUAUGAAGCCUCAGAGGAACGUUGCGCCAACGCCGAGAAGGAGCUAAUACGUUUACGAUCCAAGGCAGACCAGUUAAGUUCACUGAUCUUGCAGCAUCAACAGAUGUUGGCGAAUACCGAAGCCAAGCUGGAGACUGCGAACUCGCGUCUGCAGAGCCUCAGCGUGGAGAAAGACUCGGCUGUUCGUGAGGCUGAGUUCUUGCGCAAGAACGAGGAGAAGCUUCAGCAGGAGAUGACGACGUUGCGUCUGGACAACACGAACUUGCUCAAGCUUAUGGAGUCAACGCGUCGCAUGGAAACUGGCCGCGAGGAACGUGACCGUCGUGAGGUGGAAACGUUGACAAAGAAGGUGGCGACGCUGGAGACGAAGCUGCAGGACGCAUACGAGAAGUUUGACGCCAAGGAGGUCACUUCAGGUGCACAGGUUUUGGCUGCGGAGAGGGGAAAGCAGGCAGCAUUGGCAGAACUGGCCAAGCUGAAGGAGGUGCACGGUCAAUUGAAGGAGCAGCUUGCGCGACUUGAAGAGCAGAAGACGGCGCUGGAGAGCAAGUCGGUGCUGCUGGAGAAGGAGACGACGCAUCUACGCGAGCAGCUCCGCAAGGGAGCGAGUGCUGCAGCUGCUGAGCGUGUAGCAGCGCUGGAAGUUCAGCUGCGUGACGCUCAACUUGAAGUGCAGGCGUCGCUUGUAUCGAGGAAGACUUUGACCGAAAGUGUGACGAAGUACAAGGCUCUGGCUGAGGCGAGUGAGAAGAGUCUGGCCGAGUUAUCCAGCGCCAGUGAGAAGUGGAAGCAGAGCGAGGCUGAGAAGGUGCAGACACUCGAGAAGGCUCGCGACCGCUUGCGUGACGAGCUGGCGAAGGCCAGAGCGGAGCUGAAGGAGCAUAUCGCCGAGAACAGCAGUUUGCGGGAAGAGAUCGACCGAGCAGAGCAAGCGCACAAGAAGGCCCUUCUCGAAACUACGGAGAAGCAGAAGAUGCUGCAAGUUCAAGCUGAUAGUGCCGUUCAGCAAAUGAACAGUGUGCGUGAAGAGAUGGGCAAGAUGAAGCGAGAGCUGGAGACCACCCAGGAGAACUAUGAACGCGAGUUGCAGCUCCACGCAGCGGAGGUGGCCAAGUCAUCGUCAUCUCGUCGGGAAAUGGAGGAAACCCGCAAGACUGUACGUGAACGGAAGGCCGAGAUUGAAGCGUUGAAUGCCAAGGUGCAGUCGGUUGAGAAGGAGGCGCAGCUUCAACUGGAGACGUUGCAGAAGCGCCUUGACGAAGCAGUAGAGACCAAGAAGGCUGUCACGGAGCAGAACAAGUUGCUACACUCCCAGCUAGAGCGCGCAGCUGCCCAGGUGCGUCGUGCUCAUGAACAAGAGAUGCUGAAGGUGGCAGGCACCCAGUCUUCGAGCCAGGAGGCUGGCGAGGGUGCUGCUUCUAACGCACAUGAGAAGGAAAUCGACGACCUCAGGAGUGUGGUCGCCUACUUACGACGGGAGAGUGAGAUUGCUGAGUCGAAGCUCGAGUUGUCCCAGCAAGAAGUGCAGCGUGGUCGCGCCCAGAUCUUCAGCUUGGAGUCCACAAUCGAACGUCUUCGUGGUGAGAUGAAGGCGCUCUCUGAUGCAGCAACUGCAACUGGUAAGCAGACGACUACGAUUUCAGCUGAUGACGAGAAGCGCGUUGCACAGUUGGAACAGUUGAGUCUAUUGCGUGAGAGCAACGCGACGCUGCGUGACGAGAACCAGAAGAGCUUGGCGAAGCUCAAGGAAGAGGAGGCGAAGGUGCGCAGUCUUGAGGCCAAGAUUGUGCCUUUACAGAACGCUGAGGCAACUCUCAAGACGCAAGUUGCGUCGUUGAAGCAGGAGGUCGAGACGCUGAAUGAUGCCAACAAACGCUGGAAGCAACGUGUGGAUCAAUUGGUGGAGAAGUAUCAACAGGUUGACCCGGCUGAACAUGACAAGGUCGUCGCUGAGAAGGAGGCACUGACGAAGGAGCUCACAGAGUUGAAGGCUGAGCAGAGUGCGCUGAAGGCUGAGCUGGAGACGCUGCGUUCAAGUGGUGGCAAGGAGCUGGAAGAGGAAAAGAAGAAGGUUGAGAACUGGAGCAAGCAGUACGAACGUAUCAAGGGCUUUGCGAAGAACUGGAAGAACAAGGCGGAGGCUCUGACCAAGCAACUUGCAGAGAAGAACAAGGAAGCCGAAGACCGCAGCGCCAGUAUCACCACGCUGGAGGCCAAGCUAAGUGCAGUUCAGGCUCAGAUCAGUACUGUGACGGCUGAAAAGUCUGCGCUGGAGACGAAGUUGGCGGCCUGUGAAGCAGCGAAGCAGGACAACGCCGCAGCGGCGAGUGGUGCGAAUGCGUCGUGGGAGAAGGAGCGCCAGACAUUGAAGGCUCAGUUGGAGCUGGAGACGAAGAAGAGCACGCAGUUGAAGGACUUUAACGCGCGUCUGAUGUCUGGUUUGAAGAGCUUGAAGAAGGAAAACAGCGAGCUAAAGGACCACGCAGCUAGUGCCACUCAACCGUCUCAGUCUGUAGUGGAGAAGACUCCUGUGUCUUCCCCACCUGCGUCGCCUCCGCAGGCGCCUCCUUCGACGUCAGCUACACCCCCGACAAAGCCAGCCACAGCUCCAGUACCGCUGUUUUCGUCACCAAAGCCAGUUGUCAACAAUGAGUCGACGCUACAGGGGAGCGCCACCGCGUCGGAAGCGAAGCCUGCAAUUGUUGCCGUUCCAGCGGUUCCUGCUGUCUCGACUGAACCCAUUUCAUCAACAACGGCGACAACGGUGACUACAACUACAAUGACGGCCACUACGACUGCAGCUACUGCUCCCUCUGCGGUGGAAUUCACCCCGAAACCUGCUCUGCCCGCUCCAGUUCAAGCGACUUCGGCUGCUGUAUCUACAUCUACGACCCCUGCGCCUGCAGCUCCGGCUGCUACGCCUCCAAAGGAGUCAACAGAGAGCUCUACGGACGAUUCUGCUAGCAUGACGGCCGAGGAGAAACUGCGUCAAUUCGCGUUGCGGUCUAUGAAGAAACAGGUCGGUGGUGUUGCUCGUUUCACCCCCACGAAGGCGCCUGCUCCUCCUGCUAAUGCGGUCGAAGCCAAGCCUGCUGAGACCGAAUCCAAGACGUCGUCAGACACUACCGGACAGUUCAAGUUCGGCUCUGGAACAGGCUUCGGUGCGUUCGGAUCGGGAGGCCCGAGCGGCCUCGUGUUUGGUAAGCCAGGCAUCUCGCUGCCUGUGCCAUCGCCGCCGUCCCCAGCUGCUUCGCAUCCGCCGCAUCUGUCGCUUGCAGGUGAUAGCGCACCCCCUGAGGCCUUGCGUCGUAGCCAGCGCCUCGCGCGCUUUGCGGCUGGCGGAGACGCCACUACUAGCACUCCUACCUCUGUAGUUGCUGGUGCGAGUGCUCUGACCAAGAGACCACUGAGUGGUGCAGUGGAGAGUGCUUCGUCUGUGCAGAAGGUUGCCAAGACGAGUGAAGAUCAGACGACCAAAACCACGACGGUGACCACGACGACCACGACAGAGUCGGAGGGGAAGCAGGAAGAAGAUACGCCUCCCACGCAAGCAGAUACGACGGAAUCGCAGACACCAUCAACGCAGUAGGUCUAAACCUCACGGAGGGACUGUACCUUGCUUUGUUAAACAUGAAUACAAUUCACCGUUUGCUUUGGAA
Molecule: messenger RNA, 5795 nt
Organism: Phytophthora nicotianae INRA-310
Lineage: Eukaryota; Oomycota; Peronosporomycetes; Peronosporales; Peronosporaceae
Exons: 3
Coding region: 44-5725 (1893 amino acids)
Biological process (GO): protein import into nucleus; mRNA export from nucleus
Cellular component (GO): nuclear pore
Molecular function (GO): structural constituent of nuclear pore
Source: RefSeq, a predicted model, not a curated record